GUAGCAGGACUUUGCAUUCAGCACUUCAUCAUCUUUCUCAUCUCAUCAGUUAUUUAUUUGGAGCUUUAACGUAAUGUUUUCGUCUCUCCAGUACUUUUACUGCAUAGGGAACUUUGGGGACCUCUCCGCUUCUAUAACUCAAGCAGACAUCGCUGGUGGCAAAUCGCAUGGCAAGCGAUUGCUGUUUGCGAUCGACUACUAGGACUUGCCCAUCACACACACGUUAAACCACGUGGUUGCUGGCUUCUUCUGGGCAAAGUCGUUGACCAGCAGCUGGCUAACUGGCUGUCUAGUUAGCAACUUAAUAAUACAGUAUUUCAGUAACGAUAGUUUUGUUUUGUUUUUUAUAGCAAAAUGUCGCAGCUUCAGGCUAGGUUCUUUACGGACAACAAAAAAUACGUUAUAGACGAUGUUCCUUUCUCCAUCCCCGCCGUCUCGGAGAUAACAGAUCUCAGCAAUGUCAUCAACAAGCUACUGGAGGGCAAGAAUGGGGAUCACAAACAUGUGGAGUUUGACUUUCUGGUUCAAGGGCAGUUCUUGCGUUCUUCUUUGGCCACUCACUUGGAGACAGAGAACAUCUCCACGGAAGAAGUUGUUGAAAUUGAGUAUGUGGAGAAGUACACAGCUCCACAGCCAGAGGAAUGUAUCAUGCAUGAUGACUGGAUCAGUUCAGUGGAAGCAGACUCAGAAUGGAUCCUCACAGGUUCGUACGAUAAGACGGCCCGCAUCUGGUCUCUAGAAGGGAAGGCGGUUGCAACCGUGGCCGGCCACACGGACGUGGUCAAGGGCGUGGCCUGGGUGAAAAGAGAUGGCCUGAGCUCCCUGCUGCUCACCGCCUCACUGGACCAGACGGUGCUCCUGUGGGAGUGGAGCUCGGAGCGGAACAAGCUGAGAGCUCGCCACUGCUGUCGCGGCCAUGCUGGGAGCGUGGAUACCAUCUCCGUCGACCCCACGCGCUCUAAGUUUUGCAGUGGCUCUUGGGACAAAAUGCUGAAGAUCUGGUCAGCAGUUCCCACAGAGGAGGAAGAGGAGGAGGAGGAGGAGUCCAACAGGCCACGAAAGAAACAGAAGACUGAGCAGCUGGGCCCGACACGGACUCCGCUGAUGACGCUGUCGGGUCACACCGAGGCCGUGUCCAGCGUGUUGUGGAUGGACACAGAGGAGCUGUGUAGUGCAUCCUGGGACCACACCAUUCGCCUGUGGGAUGCAGAGACAGGCAGCCAAAAGAACAUGCUGACAGGAAGUAAGGUGUUUAACUGUAUCUCCUACUCACCACUGUGUCAUCGCCUGGCAACGGGAAGUACAGACAGACAUGUACGCCUGUGGGACCCGCGCUCUAAAGAUGGCUCUCUGGUCCUGCUCUCUCUAACGUCUCACACCGGCUGGGUGACUGCAGUCCGGUGGUCUCCUUCCCACGAACAGCAGCUCAUCUCCGGCUCACUGGACAACCUGGUCAAGCUCUGGGACACCAGGAGCUGUAAGGCUCCUCUGUAUGACCUGGCAGCUCACGAGGACAAAGUUCUGUGUGCUGAUUGGACAGACUGUGGGCUGAUUCUUAGUGGAGGAGCAGACAACAAACUCUACACCUACAGAUACUCAGCCUGCUUGUCAGACGCUGGGGCAUAAGUCAUGCUCACCCAUUUCCAUGGCAACACUGGGAUACACCAACCAUGCGAUGGAACACAGUACCAACAUCUAAACACACCAUGAAGCUUUAGAAGGCCAUCAAGAUCUUUGCUCCUCAGGACUGAAUCAAGAGUAAUGUUCACUAUACAGUGGAUUUAAACAGUGUUUUAGUAUUUUUGAUAUGUGCUUUAUUGUUCCCCUUUUACAUCUUUGCCUUUAUAUUCACAUUAAGUGUAAAGACAUUAUUAGCUGAUAUAUCUGUAUUAAAUGGAGUAAUACAGCCUCUUCAAAUAAUCUGUCAUUCACUUGAUGGUAUGAGCAUAAUUAGUUCAAAUGUUCUGUGAUCACUGUUAUGGCUGCAGAUUAUGGACAACUACUGUAUUCUAAUAUCUUCAAUUAUAUAAAAAUGACUUGGUUUACUGUUAACAGGACAUGGUUAAAGACUGGCCUGUAGAAGACUUGUCUGGAAUGUGAGAUUUGUUAAAAAGUUCACUGCACAAAGGAAAAUCCCUUGUAAUUUGUAAUAAAGGGCUCGUUUGUAUAUUGCAA
Messenger RNA from Electrophorus electricus (electric eel), 2175 nucleotides. RefSeq names its product WD repeat domain 12 (gene wdr12). The record is from RefSeq and is a predicted model, not a curated record. Gene Ontology annotation, cellular component: preribosome, large subunit precursor; PeBoW complex. NCBI's taxonomy places the organism in Eukaryota, Metazoa, Chordata, Actinopteri, Gymnotiformes, Gymnotidae. Gene Ontology annotation, molecular function: protein binding. Gene Ontology annotation, biological process: maturation of LSU-rRNA from tricistronic rRNA transcript (SSU-rRNA, 5.8S rRNA, LSU-rRNA); maturation of 5.8S rRNA from tricistronic rRNA transcript (SSU-rRNA, 5.8S rRNA, LSU-rRNA); ribosome biogenesis.